Messenger RNA from Boleophthalmus pectinirostris (great blue-spotted mudskipper), 1598 nucleotides. RefSeq names its product L-selectin. The transcript has 6 exons. NCBI's taxonomy places the organism in Eukaryota, Metazoa, Chordata, Actinopteri, Gobiiformes, Gobiidae. The coding region runs from base 1 to 831 and encodes 276 amino acids. The record is from RefSeq and is a predicted model, not a curated record.
AUGGGUUGGACAUACCACUACUCCAAUGUAACCAUGAACUGGGCUGCGGCCAGAAAGUGGUGCCAGGCCAAGUUUACAGAUAUGGUUGUGAUCCAAAAUCAGUUGGAGAAUGACUAUCUAGUCUCCCUGCUGCCCCAAAGAAACUCCAGUCCAUACUUCUGGAUCGGAAUCACAAGGACUUACGCAAACGAGACAUGGAGGUGGAUCGGGAAUAACAGUACUUGGAUGGGGAGUGAAUCAUGGGACGAAAAUGAACCCAACAAUGACCACAGUGCCGAGUUUUGCGUUGAAAUCUACACCAGCAGAGGGCGCAAAAGGGGCAAGUGGAACGACGAGAAGUGUAGUGUGCUGAAGUAUGCCACAUGCUAUAAAACUGAAUGUACAAACAUGACAUGUGACAGAGGAAGAUGCCAUGAGACCAUCAACAAAGUAACCUGCCUUUGUGAACCUGGUUUUGUGGGAGACAGGUGUGAAACAGUGUUACCGGCUGCAGCUGCGGACUGUCCCCCGGUGCCCGAUCCUGAUAACGAAGUGCUCAGCUGCUCCUCCACGAACCACACUUUCAACACCACGUGUCGCGUGACCUGCUCCUUUGGCCUCCUCACCAUCGCCUCCGCACACAUCACCUGUCAGACCAACGGGCUCUGGAGCGGGCCCAGACCUGCCUGUGCAAGUUAUAAGAAGGCGUUGUUGGCUGUAGCUGGGAGUGGAGCCAUCUCAAUCCUCUGCUGCAUAUGUUUUUGCUGGAUGCAACACAGGAAAAGAAAGAAAAUCAACCAAAUAAGCCAAGGUGUUGAGGAAGCAAACCCCUCCAGUGCAUUGUCAGGAUAAAAAAUGUACAUUUAAUUAAAAUCCCUGCAUUUCUACCUGUGCUAUGGGAUACCUCAUAUUUAUCAGUAUUAUAUUUUUUUCACUGUUGUAUUGGGUUCAGUGUCUGGUGGAAGCUGAUAUCUCAACUUGACUGUGUGAACUAUUUCUGAGUGCACUAGGUUCUUAUCAAUGUUUUCUAAGUGGUUAGCUUGUUUCUGUUGAGGACACCACCCUGCUGCUACUAUGUGCAUGUUGAUUUAUUGGUUGUUAUCAUGUUUCUUCACACGCUUUAAAUUCUCUGCGGGGAAAAAAAACAUCAUUCAUGUUUUGAGUGACCAUCUACUGUUGCUUCCUUUAAUUGUAAGGAUUAUGAUCCAAAAUGAGACCAUCAUUAUGUAAUGUUUAUAUACAAAAAGUAUAGUUUUCAUGCUACAGUAUGAUUGUCUGCUGAUGACAGAUGGUGUUUGUCUAAAUUCUGCUCUGGACAGUACUACAUCUGUGAUCUAAGGGUGAAAAAAAUAAGCGUUUAUGUGCUUGCAAAACAUAUAUUAUUUAAAUUUUUAGCCAAAGAAUGAUUUCUGCCUCUGUCUGCUCUGCUUCAGCUUUCCACUCAACAUAAAUAAGGUUUUCUUUUAUGUAAAGCUUGUGAAUGCCCCCUGCUGGACGUAGCCUAUAACUGUAAGCUAUAAAAAGACAGUUUGUGUUUUUUUUUUAUUUAUGACACUAAUUUGAAAAAUAUUUUAAUGUUUAAUGAAUGAAUGUAUAUUGAUUGCAUUUAACUGUCCAAU